Mytilus californianus (California mussel) is the source of this 1473-nucleotide messenger RNA. Its product is annotated as hemicentin-1-like. The transcript has 11 exons. NCBI's taxonomy places the organism in Eukaryota, Metazoa, Mollusca, Bivalvia, Mytilida, Mytilidae. The record is from RefSeq and is a predicted model, not a curated record. The coding region runs from base 4 to 1473 and encodes 489 amino acids.
GUUAUGAAGCAAUUUGUGCUAGCUGUCGUUUUAAUUAUUCUGAGAGUUUAUGUAUGUGAUGGUGAAACAGUAAUUGUUGGUACAACAAGUCAGCUUCUCUGUCAGUUUUUAAAUGGAAGCAAAUGGCAGAAAUUUGACAGCCCGACUGGAUUGUGGGAAUAUAUAUAUGAUGGUGAGAAGUACUCCGGUACUUCUUCUAGAGCCCUCACAAUAUCUAAUUUUCAAAUAGAAGAUUCUGGAAGCUAUAGGUGCUUGGCCGGCAUGACCGGACCUGGAGGUAACACCACAAGGCUCAAUCCUGAAAUUCAAACUUUCAUUGAUUCAACAGUCGCGCUGACCUGCAUUUUAUCAGGAACACCUUUAUAUUGGUAUAUUAUAGACAAGAAUAGAUUGCAAACAUUAUCAGACAACGACAAAUACGAUAUGUCUUCAACUAAUUCUUUGAAAAUAAAAACUAUAACAGCAGAUGAUUUUGCUAUUUAUUACUGUCAGCCACUAAAUGGAAUGAAAGGACCGCAAAUUACAGUUUCGUUAUCAGAUUGGUCGACUUGGACAACGUGGGGUGAUUGUAAUGCUGCAUGUGGCAUUGGUGAGCGUCAGAGAACACGCAUCUGCUCGGGUACAUGUACAGGUGAAGCCAUUCAAAGAGAGUCAUGUACUGUACUAACCCAUACUGAUGGAGGUUGGUCGUCAUGGGCAAAUUCAGGACCUUGUACAGGAUCAUGCGGAAAUGUUUUCCAAAAAAGGAUUCGUUUUUGUAAUAAUCCUCCACAAGCAAAUUGUGGUGCAGACUGCAAAGGAAAAGAUAAUGAUUUCAUCUCCUGUUUACUAUCUGCAUGUCCGGUUAAUGGAGGAUGGACGUCAUGGCUUUCCUUGGGAGCUUGUACCGUUUCAUGUGGAACUGGACUACAAAGUAGGACCCGUUAUUGCACUAAUCCUGCACCAGCAAACAACGGAUCUCAUUGUCAAGGAGAAGAAUAUGAUUACAUCUCCUGUACAUUAUCUGCAUGUCCAGUUGAUGGAGGAUGGUCCUCUUGGAAUUCCCUGGGAGAUUGUACCGUUACAUGUGGAACUGGACAACAAAGAAGGAGACGUUAUUGUGACAAUCCAUUACAAGCCAAUGGUGGCGCUAGUUGUCAUGGAGAAGAAUAUGACCUCCUUUCAUGUGAACUUUCUGAAUGUGCAGAACCAGAGCAACAGCAAUCAGGAAAUAUACCAAUAACAGUGGGAACAGUUUGUGGUGUCUUAGUCAUUGUAGUAGUAAUGACAGUUGUGGUUAUAUAUGCGAAAAGGAAAUGGUACAACUCAAAGAAGGCGCCGGAUUAUGAAAUAACUGAUAUAACGAGAGUUAAAGCUCACAUCUAUGGAGAAAUACAUGUCAAUCAUACAUACCAUAAUGAUCAACAGAGCGCUGAAAUAGAGGUUACUGCUGCAGAAAAUGAUAUCGAUACAACCACAACUACUACUGAAUAA